AGGUAGCUGAAUGUCGUCAAUUUGCCUCCGGACUCGCCAAUGCAUGAACAUGAUCCCAAAACACGCCUUUUUCUUUGCUAGCGAGUGACCCGGACCGUAAUCUCUCUCUCUCUCUGUCUCUCUCUCUCAUAGCCAUAGGCUCGGAGCACGCGCAGGGGCCAUAGUGCUCGCUCUCGCCGGGGCCCACCGCUGGAGGAGGAGGAGGAGGAGGAGGAGGAGGAGGGUUGGCGGUGGUGUCGGGAGGAGAUGGAGGCUUCUGGUUCGGCGGUGGAUCUCAGUCCGGAGGAAGAAAGGGUCCUCAUCAGAGACAUCACCAUCGCCGCCGAAUCCCUUGCCAAGGAGGGCGACAUCUUCUUCCUCAUCACCCAUAGGUGGUGGCAACGUUGGCUUGAUUAUGUUAACCAAGAUAUGACUAGCAGCUCGGUCAAUGGCUCAUCUUCAUAUGGUUCUCAUCAUCAUGACUCAGCUUCUUCAAGUGCAAAAAGACCUUCGGCUAUUGACAAUUCUGAUUUGAUAUAUGAUGCGACAUCUGAAGUGUCGAAUGUGGAAUUUGAACUCCAUGACACUCUAGUGGAAGGCCGUGAUUAUAUAUUGCUUCCUCAACAAGUUUGGGAAAAGUUGCAUGGCUGGUAUGGUGGUGGUCCAACAUUACCAAGAAAAGCCAUUAAUACAGGUUUGUCUCAGACUGAUUUGGCUAUUGAAGUCUAUCCUCUACGCCUUCAGUUAUUUUUGAUGCCAAAAGAAGAGAGAGCAGUUAUUAGGAUAAGCAAGAAGGAAACAGUUGGUGAACUUCAUAAAAAGGCUUGUGAGGUUUUUGGUUUACUCCUGGACCAAGUUUGUAUCUGGGACUAUUAUGGUCAACAAAAACAUGCUUUGAUGGACAACAUGGAUAAAACUCUUGAUGAUGUGAAUAUACAAAUGGAUCAGGACAUUCUUGUAGAGGUCCUCACUGAUGGAAAUGGUACUGCUGAUAGUGGAUGUGCAACUUCUCAACAGGAAAAUGGAUGUACAGAGAAGGACUCAACUUCUGUAAUUGUGGAGCCUUCUCAGUCAAGCUUGUCGGUUGCUGAAGGUUUGUCCACCAACAAUUAUGCUUCCAGAAGCUGCAGUUCAGAAAUCUCACAAAGUCAGUACUUGGCUUCUCCAACUAGUGACUUGGACAAUUUGCAUGGAACAAAUAACAUUAAUACACGAGCAGCCCCUUUGGGUCUCACUGGGCUCUUGAAUCUUGGAAAUACCUGCUUUAUGAACAGCGCAAUACAAUGCCUUGUCCAUACACCAGAAUUUGCCAGAUAUUUCCGUGAAGAUUACAGGCAAGAAAUAAAUUGGCAGAACCCUUUAGGCAUGGUUGGUGAGCUUGCUUUAGCUUUUGGAGAGUUACUAAGGAAGCUAUGGGCUCCUGGGCGUACACCUGUUUCUCCUCGACCAUUUAAAACAAAACUUGCUCGCUUUGCACCCCAAUUCAGUGGAAAUAAUCAACAUGAUUCUCAGGAGCUUUUGGCAUUCCUGUUGGAUGGACUCCAUGAGGACCUGAAUCGUGUGAAGCAUAAACCUUAUAUAAAAUCCAAGGAUACAGAUGGGCGACCAGAUGAAGAAGUCGCUGAUGAGUAUUGGGCAAACCAUAUUGCUCGCAAUGAUUCUAUCAUUGUUGAUGUAUGCCAGGGUCAAUACAAGUCCACUCUGGUUUGUCCUGUUUGUGGGAAAGUGUCUGUGACAUUUGAUCCAUUUAUGUACCUCUCGUUGCCUUUACAAUCUGCUUCUUCACGGACUAUGACCGUCGUGGUUUUCACUAGUGACGGGAGUGCUCUUCCAACGACUUGUACUGUAAGUGUACCGAAGCAGGGUCGGUGCAGGGACUUGAUCCAGGCUUUAAGCAAUGCAUGCUCCUUAAAGAAUGGAGAGAAACUACUACUUGCAGAGAUACACGGACACAUGAUCCAUCAAUUUCUGGAAGAUCCUUUAAUCCUGCUAUCAACCAUCAAAGAUGAUGAUCACCUUGUAGCUUAUAAGAUCCCAAAAGUUGUGAAGAACUCUAUUUUUCUUCAAUUUGUACAUCGUCAUGAAGUAGGACCUGGCAGCAUCAGCAGCUCAGUGGCCUGGGAAUCCUAUGGUAUACCUUUGCUUGCAUUAAUAUCACGCGAUAUACUUGCCACAGGUGCUGCUAUACAAGAUAUACUUCAGAGAAUUCUUGCUCCUAUGCUGGGAAAUGAGGAUAUACAGUCUAUUAGCAAGUCAGAUUCCAGCGUAAAUGCAGCAGCACACGGUACCCAUGAAGCUUGCUUAGAUUCUGAUGAUCAGUUGAAGGAUCAAGAAUAUCAUUCUAAAGCAGAAUCAACCUAUAAAAUGCAUCUUCAAUUGGUUGAUGAACAUGAUACACCAGUUGAUUUGCCAUCAGAAGAAAAACCUAUCGUGGUGCCUGGGUCAUCAACAUCACUCCUGCUGUUUAUUAACUGGUCAAAAAAGGAUCUUAAGAAGUAUGAUACACAUCACUUUGAGAAUCAUCCAGAAGUGUUCAAGUAUGCACCUGCACCAAAGAGGACUCGUAAUGAACCUCUCUCACUAUAUACAUGUCUGGAUGCUUUCUUGAGAGAGGAACCACUAGUUCCUGAAGAUAUGUGGUACUGCCCAAGGUGCAAGGAGCAAAGACAAGCUAGCAAAAAGUUGGACCUCUGGAGGCUUCCUGAGGUUCUGGUUAUUCAUCUGAAAAGAUUCUCCUUCAGCCGGUCAACAAAGCAUAAACUAGAAACUUUUGUCAAUUUCCCGAUUCAUGACUUGGAUUUGACAAAUUAUGUGGCACACAAGAAAGGUUCGCGCCAGAUUUAUGAGCUUUAUGCCCUGAGUAACCACUAUGGUAGCAUGGCAAGUGGGCAUUAUACUGCACACAUCAAGCUUCUGGAUGAAAAUAGGUGGUAUAAUUUUGAUGAUAGCCAUAUUUCACCUAUCAACGAGGAAGAUGUUAAAUCUGCUGCAGCUUAUGUGCUGUUUUAUAGAAGAACUAAAGGUGAAGAUGCCUCCACAAACAUUGGAGCCGAGCCAUAUGCAAACAAGAACCAUAAUUUUAGCAAAAGAUGAUUGUAUUUGCGGUGUUACAUGCUACAGAAUGCUCCCACAGCGAAUAGCAAUGGCCAUGAAGCAAAGAUAUAUGUGAUCGUGUAUGAUUAUUUAGGACUGGCAGUUUCCGUGGUAUCUUUGUGAUGCUCCAGCCUCAGGAUUUUGGGGAGAAUUAAGCUCUAUAAUUUUUUGUACGUUACCUAUGUAAUCCAGAGAAAUGAGGCAAUUUGUAACGAUGUGAGUGAAACACCAACGGAAGAAACAAAGAAUUUGAGAAUCUUGGUAUAUCAUUCAAACCAUUACCGUG
Molecule: messenger RNA, 3358 nt
Organism: Musa acuminata AAA Group (dessert banana)
Lineage: Eukaryota; Viridiplantae; Streptophyta; Magnoliopsida; Zingiberales; Musaceae
Product: ubiquitin carboxyl-terminal hydrolase 5
Exons: 13
Coding region: 247-3072 (941 amino acids)
Biological process (GO): protein deubiquitination
Molecular function (GO): cysteine-type deubiquitinase activity
Source: RefSeq, a predicted model, not a curated record